This is a messenger RNA of Brugia pahangi, 462 nucleotides long. NCBI's taxonomy places the organism in Eukaryota, Metazoa, Nematoda, Chromadorea, Rhabditida, Onchocercidae. The record is from the annotation of a GenBank genome assembly.
AUGAGUCUAUGUAAGAAUGGCACAACAUGUAUUGCUAAAGUUAGAAAAGAUAUAUUAACAUAUGAAUGUCACAAUGAAUCAAUUAUUAACAAAACGAAACCAAUCAGAUGUGAUGAAAAAGUGGAAUUAAUAUCCAUUGAUAAAGUUGAAUGGAUUAAACAGCUUAAAGAACUGAAAGAGCUGAAAAUGAAGGAAAUUAAGAAACAAAAUCAUGAAUUAACCAGUGGAAUUAGAAACGGAUCAGAUCAGCAAAUGCUGCAUGAUAGUGAUAAUGAAGACAACAUGACAGAUGUCAACAACACAACAAAUGAAACAAUCCCCACAAAAAACAGUUUGGCAGCGAUCAGUCUCAAUGACACUGCUGCUGGAACCACAAUCGACACCAACCAUAUCCAACUGUCAACAAUUGGUCUUUUGACAUCUUUGGUCUGGUUUCAAUACCUUUAUCAGAUGGCCACAUAA